AUGUCUGACAAGCCUAUCCGCGUUGCCGCCAUUCAAGCGGAACCUGCUUGGAAUGAUCUUGAAGCGGGCGUUGAUAAGGCAAUCGCCCUUAUCCAAGAAGCGGCGCAGAACGGUGCAAAUGUUCUAGGGUUUCCUGAGGUUUUCAUCCCUGGCUACCCAUGGAGCAUUUGGGCAAACUCUGUGAUUGACUGUGCGGCAUUCAUGGAUGAGUACUUCCGCAACUCGCUGGAGAGGGAAUCCGAGCAGAUGGACCGCAUCCGGGCUGCAGUGAGGGAGGCUGGUAUUUUCGUUGUGCUCGGAUAUAGCGAGCGCUACCAGGGCAGUCUUUACAUUGCGCAGUCCUUUAUUGACCCCAGCGGAUCCAUCGUCCACCACCGCCGCAAGAUCAAGCCCACCCAUGUGGAACGCGCGUACUACGGCGAUGGUCAGGCAGAUUCCCUGAAGACCGUUGUUGCGUCUCCCUUUGGGAAGGUCGGUGGACUGAAUUGCUGGGAGCAUUCGCAACCUCUCCUGCGAUACUACGAGUACUCUCAGGAUGUCGAUAUCCAUGUCGCCAGCUGGCCACUCAUUUGGGAGAUGCCAGAUGAGAAGGAAAUGGCAUGGCAGUACCACAUUACGGGGGAGAUGUCUGCUCGACUCUCGCAGGUCAUGGCGCUGGAGGGAGCAACGUUUGUGCUGGUGUGCACGCAGAUCCUGACGGAGAAGUCUCGCGAGAAAUGCGAGCUCAGUGACUUCGUGUACGCAAAGACCCCUGGUGGCGGCUUUAGCCGCAUCUUUGGACCUGACGGUGCCGAACUGGUAAAGCCCCUCCCUCCCGGAGAGGAGGGCAUUUUAUACGCCGACAUCGACCUGCACAAGAAGGCUCUUGCCAAGCAUAACCUGGAUGUAGUCGGUCACUACUCGCGUCCUGACUUGCUGAGCCUGAGAGCAACUACCAGCGCUAGCUCUCCUGUGCAUUUCACCAACCUGGCCUAA
This is a messenger RNA of Aspergillus terreus NIH2624, 975 nucleotides long. Its product is annotated as carbon-nitrogen hydrolase family protein. The transcript has 3 exons. The record is from RefSeq and is a predicted model, not a curated record. Gene Ontology annotation, molecular function: catalytic activity. Bases 1 to 975 code for a protein of 324 amino acids. NCBI's taxonomy places the organism in Eukaryota, Fungi, Ascomycota, Eurotiomycetes, Eurotiales, Aspergillaceae.